CGGCGUUAUACAUGCUCUUCUCGACUUACGGAGCGGUGCUAGACGUUGUGGCUCUCAAGACGAUGAAGAUGCGCGGUCAGGCGCACAUCGUGUACAAGGACAUCCAGACGGCGACACAGGCGAUGCGCGCGUUAGACGGCUUUGAGUUCUUUGGUCGUCAGAUGAAAAUCUCCUACGCCAAGGGCAAAUCCAACAUCAUCGCCAAGCUCGACGGCACCUUCAAGAUACCCACAGCCGCCGCCCGCGUCGAGGUAACCGACCUCCAGCAGAGCAUCUUCAACGCCCCCGUACCCGGCGCGGCCCCAGCAGCCCCUGCUCCCUCGUCGAAGCCGCCAGGCGCGGACCACGCCAUGGCCGACGCCGGCACCCCCGAGAGCAGGGGUGUAAAGCGGCCGCGCGAGGAGGAAGAAGAGGAAGAAAGCGACCAGGAUGUGGCGAUGGAGGAGGAAAGCGACGAAGAAUGAUACCCCGUGCUGUCAUCCAGAGGCGAUCAAGGUUGAAUGAUGGGGCCUGCGGCCAACCCCUCCCGCUUCACGAUUUGAGCACCAUCUCUGCCGGUACCCACAGCCCGACACAGCCUCCCACCAGGCCGAGCCACACCAUCAGGUAGUUCUCCUUGGAGCAGUCAAACCGCUCCAUGGCCUCACCAAGGAGGCAGGGAUGGACAAAGAAGCAGGGGACGCCUGUAACUGGGUGGUGCUGCAGGAUAUAAGAUG
This is a messenger RNA of Parathielavia appendiculata, 716 nucleotides long. RefSeq lists its product as uncharacterized. Gene Ontology annotation, molecular function: RNA binding. Bases 12 to 464 code for a protein of 150 amino acids. Lineage: Eukaryota; Fungi; Ascomycota; Sordariomycetes; Sordariales; Chaetomiaceae. The record is from RefSeq and is a predicted model, not a curated record. The transcript has 2 exons.